Molecule: messenger RNA, 1419 nt
Organism: Lingula anatina
Lineage: Eukaryota; Metazoa; Brachiopoda; Lingulata; Lingulida; Lingulidae
Biological process (GO): proteolysis
Molecular function (GO): serine-type peptidase activity
Source: RefSeq, a predicted model, not a curated record
AAAUGACUUAUUCGGUUAUUUUUAACUUGUGACACUCAGAACUAGGAACUAACAAUAAAAGUGAUACAAGGAAGAGGUGAACUUAAUGGAUAGCGUCUCAUCCGUCCUGAAGUAUUUGGGUACUUUAAGUGUGUCAUCAGUUAUACAUUUUUAAUAUAUAGACAGACGACAGCACAGCAGUUCCAGUUCUGUAAUUCAGAUGUGCAGAAAUGAGCGAAUUACCCGACUUUUCACUACCAUCAUCCGAAUUCGGGCGGGGCGUCUCCGCGACAACAUCCGAGAUUGACAGCACCACGUGCAGCACCGUGAAUUCUGGUGCAUGUAGCCGCACAGAAACUAGAGAGGAGACAUGGAAUACAUUGAUUAACAAACCUAUUCCCGAAGCAAUAGCGCCAGGCAAUAUAAUAGAAGAAAUCAUGUUCAGCGAAAAAACUUCAGUCAUGUCCAGGGAUGUUGUCCACUCUUCAGAAUAUGCAUGCGUUAACAGUCCGGAUAUCCGGAAACUCUCCGACGACUUUGACAGCACAGAUUCGGAAUUUACAGCAGAAAAUGUCAUCGCAGCUGAUGAAAGGUUGCGUGUCACGCCAUGCACGUCACAACCGUACAGGUGGAUUUGUUAUUUAGAAAUAACAACCGUAACUGGACUUACGUACAAAGGAACAGGGUUUUUCAAUACUAUGUUAGGCCCUGGGAAACCUGGCCUGAUCCUGACGUGUGCGCACAAUUUGUACAUCCACAAUCAUGGAGGCUAUGCAAAGAAGAUCAGAGUGUACCCUGGAAGAGACAUGGGGAACACUCCAUACGGGCACUUCACUGUGUAUCCGGAGUGUUUCAAAGUCCCGGAUGCUUGGCUAGAAUCCAAAUCACCAGAGUACGAUUACGGGGCUCUUUUCGUCACAGAUCCAAACCUUAUCCCUAAAGCGGUGUACGGUUUUGGAUAUAGGCUUCUAGAUGAUUCUGAUUUAGAAAAACGUGUGAUAACAAUAGCUGGUUACCCUGGCGAUAAACCGGAUGGUACUCUUUGGGUUGCCGGGGGAACGAUUGGUCGCGUGUUGCCGUAUGCCGUCCAUUACGACAACGACACGGAAGGAGGUCAAAGCGGUAGCCCCGUGUGGACUUGGGACAAAUAUAACUGGAUGGUGGUCGGAAUUCACGGAUAUGGAGGAAGCAUGCGGAACUCAGCUCGUCGGCUGACAGCGGACUUGGUCAGGCAGGUUUACGCUUGGUCUGAGGAUUUGCCCACGGCAACAAGUGACCGACAUUCAAUGACCUCUUUUCGCAGUAGUAGUUAUCGUUGGAUGAGGAUCACAAGUAGAAGUGGGAGAGAAACAACUGUUUAAUGAGAUUAUUAGACACGUGAAGUUUUAUGACAUCACAAAAUGCACACGUGUUGGCGUGGACAGAAACUUGUUUAUCUGU